AUGACUGCAUAUGAGACGGUUGGUCAACCUCAUUUGGCCAAACAAACUAUAGCUAAUAUGAAUCCAAGUCAAUUAUCGCCAUUGACACCUGAAGUAAUUAGUCGACAAGCAACAAUUAAUAUUGGUACGAUUGGUCAUGUCGCACAUGGUAAAUCAACAAUCGUAAAAUCUCUCUCUGGAGUAUCAACAGUUCGUUUUAAAAAAGAAAAAGAACAAAAUAUUACAAUGAAAUUAGGUUAUGCUAAUGUUAAAAUAUUCGAAUGUGACAAUGAGAAAUGUCCUCGACCAGAACGUUUUCGUUCAACUGGUUCAAGUAAAAAAGAUGUAUUUCCAUGUGAUCGAACUGGAUGUGGUGGUCAAUUUCGUCUUGUUCGACAUGUUUCAUUUGUUGAUUGUCCCGGUCACGAUGUUCUGAUGGCAACUAUGUUAAGUGGUGCCGCUGUUAUGGAUGCUGCUCUUUUAAUUAUUGCUGCUAAUGAAAUGUGUCCACAACCACAAACAUCUGAACAUUUAGCAGCUAUUGAUAUAAUGAAAUUAAAUUCAAUAUUGAUCUUACAAAAUAAAAUUGAUCUUGUUAAAAAAGUUCAAGCAGAAGAACAAUAUCAGCAGAUUAUAGAUUUUGUUAAAGGCACAAAUGCUGAAGGUGCUCCAAUUAUUCCAAUCAGUGCACAACUUAAACACAAUAUUGACGUUAUUUGUGAAUAUAUUACACGAAAAAUUCCAAUACCAAUACGUGAUUUCACAUCAAAACCAAGAUUGAUCAUUAUUCGUUCAUUUGAUGUGAAUAAACCCGGUGCCGAAGUUCACAAUCUGAAAGGUGGUGUAGCUGGUGGUAGCAUUCUAAAAGGUGUUUUUAAAGUUGGUCAAAAAAUUGAAGUUCGACCUGGUAUUGUAUCAAAAGAUAAUGAAGGUCGUCUUCAAUAUCGUCCACUUUUAUCAAAAAUUGUUUCACUUUACUCUGAACAGAACGAUCUUGCUUUUGCUGUACCUGGUGGACUUAUUGGUGUUGGUACACAAAUUGAUCCAACUCUAUGUCGUUCUGAUCGCCUUGUUGGUCAAGUACUUGGUGAAGUUGGAACAUUACCAGACAUUUAUUCACAAAUUCAAAUAACUUAUUUUCUUCUUCAACGUCUUGUUGGUGUAAGAACUGAAGGUGAUAGGAGAGGUGCAAGGGUUGCUAGAUUAACUAAACAUGAAAUAUUAAUGGUUAAUAUUGGAUCAUUUUGUACUGGUGGUCGUGUAGUAGAUGUACAAGGUGAAUUAGCUAAAAUUCAAUUGACUAAUCCAGUUUGUACCGAAGUAUCCGAAAAAAUAGCCUUAAGUCGUCGUGUUGGUCAAAGCUUUCGUUUAAUUGGUUGGGGUGAAAUACGACGUGGAACAAUAAUUAGACCACAAGCAGAAAUACAUGCAAUACCAACAGUUGCUGUCAAUUAA
This is a messenger RNA of Adineta steineri, 1434 nucleotides long. The record is from the annotation of a GenBank genome assembly. Lineage: Eukaryota; Metazoa; Rotifera; Eurotatoria; Adinetida; Adinetidae.